AUACCAGUGUCAUUUCUCAAUGAGGAUUACGACACCCGGAUCGAUUUUGGGAAGAGCUCUUCAAUUUGUCAUGUCCUCCAAACUCCCACAUUUCGCGGAGGGGGAAGUAGUUAAGGGAUUUGGCAGGGGCAGCAAGGAGCUGGGAAUCCCCACGGCAAACUACCCGGAGAAUGUUGUGGAGAAUCUGCCCCCUGAGAUGCCCCUGGGUGUGUACUACGGCUGGGGAAAUGUCGACGAUGGUGAAGUCUACAAAAUGGUUCUGUCGGUGGGGUGGAAUCUUUACUACAAAAACACUAAAAAGUCAAUGGAGACCUAUUUGAUGCACACCUUUAAUGAGGAUUUCUAUGGGUCAAAGUUGAAGGUGAUAAUGCUGGGUCAUAUACGACCGAUGAAGGACUUCUCGUCACUAGACGAGUUAAUACAAGCCAUAGAAAAUGACAUAUACGUCGCCAAGGAGAGGUUGGAUCAACCAGAAAAUUUAGUGUACAAAACAAACAAUUUCUUUUCUCCGUCUGGUGGCAAGGAAAAUGUGGAAACGGGAGCCAGACAAAAUAGCGAAGAACCAGUUAAAGAUGGACCCAGUCAACAUUGACACAGGAGAUAGUUUAGGGGACCACGA
Molecule: messenger RNA, 619 nt
Organism: Ostrea edulis (European flat oyster)
Lineage: Eukaryota; Metazoa; Mollusca; Bivalvia; Ostreida; Ostreidae
Product: riboflavin kinase-like
Exons: 4
Coding region: 20-592 (190 amino acids)
Biological process (GO): riboflavin biosynthetic process; FMN biosynthetic process
Cellular component (GO): mitochondrion
Molecular function (GO): riboflavin kinase activity
Source: RefSeq, a predicted model, not a curated record